AUGGACUUCUCAGGCUGCCCAGAUGACGCUUCCUUGGGGCCAUCGGUUCACGGUUGUCGCCGUAGAGAUUUCGAUUUUACUCUAAAAUUUGAAUCCAUAUUCCUUUCUAUCCUUCCUGCAGCUGCUUUCAUUCUACUUGCCGUUAUUCGUCUCGUUUGGCUGAGUCGGGAGCCCGUCAUUGCAAAAGGCCGUGUAUUUCAACUUACAAAACUUGGUCUAAUUGCGGUGUGUGUCGCGCUACGUUUCACCUCAUUUGUCUUGAGCAUCGUUUGGCGAGGCGAGCAAGCAGCUCUCUUCAUAUCAUCUGCUUCAUUAGAAGUCAUCGCCAACGCACUGCUACUUCCCGUCUCUUUCUUCGAACAUGCUCGAUCUCCACGGCCGUCCUUCCUAUUGAGCGGCUAUUUGACCCUUUCUCUUCUCUUCGAUAUCGCACGAGCUAGGUCAUUUUGGCUGGUGGCUGUGACUCUCUCCGAAGAUGCGUUUGCAGGCGUCUUUACGGCUUCCGUCGCCCUAAAGGCCGUCAUCUUUUUAACGGAGUCAUAUAAAAAGACGAGAUGGAUUCAAUGGGGCACAGGCAGUCACAGUCCAGAAGAGACAACGGGAUUCUGGGGAUUGGCCGUCUUCAGCUGGCUUUGGAAACUCUUUGUCCUUGGCCGCAGGAAGGUGUUGAGUUUGAAUGAUCUAUUCCAUCUCGACCACCACAUGUCUAGUGGUGUCUUGAGAGGAAAACUUCAAGCGGCUAUAGAGACAUCCCCAACUCGAGGCCAAAAGAACGGACUUGCCAAAGCCCUCGCCAAGUCGCUAGCAGGACCUUUCUUAUUUCCUGUUGUGCCACGAAUAGCCCUUUCGGCUUUCAAAUUCGGCCAGCCGUUUCUCACCAACUCGCUGCUAUCGUACCUUGAGAUACCAGCAUCCGAGAGGCCGGUUAAUUCUGGCUAUGGCUUGAUCGGGGCUGUAUUCCUUGUGUACUCGGGCAUCGCCGUCUCAACCUCGUUUUAUUAUUAUCUGCGUGAGCGGUCUCUUUGGAUGAUGCGCGGUGCCCUAGCAAGCGUCGUCUACGAGCAUACAAUGCGAUCCAAACUAUCGGUGACCGGCGACUCGGCUGUGCUGACGCUGAUGAGCACGGAUAUCGAGCGUGCCAGAUUUGGCUUCAUGUUUAUCCACGAAUUCUGGGCCAGUGUCCUCGAAAGUGGCAUUGCAUUGUGGCUUUUGUACCGAGAACUUGGCGCCGCCUUUGUUGCGCCUGUUAUUGUUGUUUUCGUCUGCAUCGCUUGCAUCUCAAUCGUAGGUCGUUUAAGCGGCCCAAGGCAAAAUCUUUGGAUGCAAAAGGUUCAAGAAAGGGUUGGCGCCCUCUCUCAUAUCGUCACAAACAUGAAAACCUUCAAAAUAGCCGGCUUGACGGACGCGGCUGAGACAUUACUCCAGCGUCUCCGUGAGACCGAAGUUGGCACUGGCUCUAGUUGGCGGAUGACCAUCAUCAUGGCGGCCAUCAUUGGUUUCGCUCCGUCAAUGAUUAGCCCUUUCAUAACAUUUGCCGUGACAGGAAAAGCUCUUGAUGCUACUCGAAUCUUCACCGCGUUGUCAUUUAUAGUCCUGUUGACGGAUCCUCUAUCUCAGCUGCUUCAAUACGUCCCUCCGCUACUGGCUGCCUUUUCUUGCGUUUCACGCAUUCAAACCUUCCUGGAGCGGGACCCUCGUGAGGACUUCCGUGAGAGUACCGGCUCACUAGAUGGCGUGGAUGUGAAUUCCAAUGAGAAGAGCGAGACCCUUAUACGGAUUACCAAAGGAGACUUUGGUUGGGAAGAGGAUAAAUCCAUCUUGUCCGACAUUGCCCUCGAGAUUCCCGCUCGAUCUCUUACCAUUGUGAUUGGGCCGAUCGCCUGUGGAAAGUCAACCCUACUCAAAGUUUUGCUGGGCGAGACUCCGUUCCACAGCGGCCGUGUUCUUAUAGGACCCGAAACCCGUGGCAUCGGCUUUUGCGACCAAACCGCUUUUCUCACGAACGAAACUGUGAGAGACAACAUCCUUGGUUAUGUCCCAUUUGAUCAGGCCAGAUAUGAUGAAGUCCUUGAGGCAGCCCUGCUUCUUCCAGAUAUUGCCACUUUCCCGCAAGGCGACCUUACAAAGGUAGGAAGCGGCGGCGUAACGUUAAGUGGUGGACAAAAACAGAGAGUAUCGAUGGCACGCGCUCUAUACUCGAAUUCCAGCCUAUUCAUCUUCGACGAUACGCUCAGUGGCCUGGAUGCCGAUACUGAGGAGCAAGUGUUUCGACGGGUCUUCGCUCCUGGUGGUCUCAUUCGUCGCCGAAAUGCAACGGCGAUUCUGUCUACGCACUCUGUACGGCAUUUGCCGUCUGCAGACCACAUUAUUGCACUUAGUCCAGAGGGCCUGAUUGCUGAACAAGGGACUUUUCAUGACCUCGACGCUCUUGGCGGGUAUGUGAACAGUCUGAAAAUACAAUCUGCCAAUAAAUCCGCAGACGAUGUGACUUUGGACUCUUCGAAUAGUCCUCCUAGCGGCGAGAACGACGAGAACUUGACGCGUUCUAAAACACGGAAGCCUCCGCCACCAAUGUGGACUGCGGCAGAUGAGAGCAGCAGGCAGACCGGAGACGUAGCUGUGUAUAAACACUAUGCUACGAGUAUGAAGCGAAUUACACUUAUAUCGUUCCUACUGGCUUGUGUAGCAUUAGCAGUCUUCUACAACUUCCCACAGGUCUGGCUAAACUUUUGGUCUGUCGACUUGGCUUCUUCUCACAGGGCUCACUCUCAGGCAUACUGGCUGGGCAUCUAUGCUUUAUUCCUCAUUCUCAGCCUGACGUUCAUCGGCCUGAUCUGCCUCCUGGUUUUCAGAUUCAUGACGGCCCAGUCCGGCAUUACUCUUCAUCAUCAGACAUUACGGGCUGUUAUUGGCGCGCCUCUGCGGUUUUUCACAAACGUAGAUGCUGGCGUUGUGAUAAAUCUCUUUUCCCAAGACAUUUCGCUUAUAGAUAUGGAGCUCCCACAGUCCCUUCUCAACGCUACGGUAGAGUUAUUCAUUUUGAUCGGAAUGGCUGUGGUUGUUGCUACAGCCUCGCCUUACAUCGCCGCCAGUUACCCCUUCUUCGCUGCACUGAUGUGGUUGGUCCAGAAGCUCUACUUGCCCACCUCUCGACAGCUUCGUUUGUUGGAUUUGGAAACCAAAGCUCCCUUAUAUACACACUUUACAGACACAGUUGCUGGCGUGGCAACUCUCCGUGCCUUUGGCUGGACACAGGAGAGCCUUGAUUUCAAUUUGACACUCCUAGACAACUCUCAACGCCCCGCAUAUCUCCUCGCCAUGGUUCAGCACUGCCUCACCUUUAUUCUUUCCUCUGUUGUCACAGCGGUAGCCACGUUGGUCGUGGUUCUAACCACCCAAGUCAAGGCGGUCACAGGUCCUGGGCUAACCGGAGCUUCAAUGGUGACCCUCAUGUCACUCGGAAACUUCAUCUCACAUCUGAUUGUCAUGUAUACUCAGGUGGAGAUAUCCCUCGGGGCUGUGAGCCGGUUGAAAUCCUUCCACGACACGGUGCUGCCGGAGAGUACCCCCGAAGAGGACGCGGAAUUGCCUCUGCUAUGGCCAUGGCGUGGAGCGGUGGAUAUUCAGGACGUCUCAGCUUCUUACAGUGUCCCUGUUCAGCCUACAGAGUCAGAGAACUCGGGAAUAGACCCUGCAGAUUUGGUCUUGAAAAAUAUUAACAUGAGCACUGCGCCUGGUGAGAAGAUUGCUAUUUGCGGACGCAGUGGAAGCGGUAAAUCCUCUCUAUUUCUCCUGUUGCUUCGCCUGUUUGAUCCCUUAGCUGGGUCUGCGGAUGGAAUCACCAUUGAUGGCAUACCGUUGCGCCGAGUCAAGCGCUCCUCCCUGCGAGAACGCGUAAUCGCUGUGCCACAAGACUCCGUCUUCUUUCCAGAUGGCCACUCUUUCAAAACAAACCUCGAUCCUUCCAAUCUAUCGACUGAGAGCGAUUGCAAAGAGGUCCUUGGUGCAGUGGGACUUUGGCAGGUCGUUGUAGACCACGGUGGGUUAGACUCCAGCCUGUCUACCAACAUGCUCUCCCAUGGCCAGAGGCAGUUGUUUGGCUUGGCCCGAGCAAUCCUUCGACGACGCAUUCGCAGCAGUGCUGCUCGUUCCCAAACCCUUCAUACAGACGAGUACCCGAACAGUCUCUUUGAAAAGGAAGGCGACGUUGGUGGUCUGUUGCUGUUGGAUGAGGUGGGAUCGUCUGUGGAUAAAGAUACGGAGCGCACGAUGCAGGCUCUCAUCCGACAGGAAUUUGCGGAAUACACCACAAUAAUGAUAUCCCACCGACUGGAUGCCGUAAUGGAUUUUGACCGCGUGCUUGUCAUGGAUCGCGGGCAGAUCGUGGAGUCUGGACGUCCUCGCGAAUUGGUCCAACAGGAGAGCAGCAUGUUUAAGAAUCUGUGGGCUGUAAGCGGAGCCCGUUCAUAG
Trichoderma aggressivum f. europaeum is the source of this 4470-nucleotide messenger RNA. RefSeq lists its product as uncharacterized. The record is from RefSeq and is a predicted model, not a curated record. The transcript has 5 exons. Gene Ontology annotation, molecular function: ATP binding; ATP hydrolysis activity; ABC-type transporter activity. Lineage: Eukaryota; Fungi; Ascomycota; Sordariomycetes; Hypocreales; Hypocreaceae. Bases 1 to 4470 code for a protein of 1489 amino acids. Gene Ontology annotation, cellular component: membrane. Gene Ontology annotation, biological process: transmembrane transport.